ACCAGAUGCAGCACGCUGUGGAAAUAAAGCACGACAUCCAGCGACCUUUUUUGCGAACAAGACCAGAUCAACAUGUACCAGCCGAGGAUCACGGCCACAGCGGGGGAGUGGGUCGCGCCAAGGAGAAACCAGCGGAGGGGGCUCCAUCCCAGCGCAUGCAGAAAAAGCUGGCGGCAAAGCAGCUCCUUCCCAGGACUCGCUCACUUCCCGACGCAGUGGGUGCAGAACACGACAGCAUUGCUGGAGGAGGGCCACGAGGUCGAGUAAGGUAUGGCAGCUCAUAUAUAAUAAAGCGAGUGAUUUGAUGAUUUGUAUAGGUGCAGUAUAUUACACGAAGUUCAUGAUUGUGGUGGACAAAAUUUGGAAUUUGAGCUGCAGGCUUUCGUGGCCAUUUUCAUUUUCAACAAAAACGUGAAGAACUGCAAGAAAAAGAAACACGAAAAAGAAAUCAAAAAAUCUUAUGUUCGUAUAUCAAACAGUUCCGCGAGCAGCUCUGUUUAUUCCCUGGCGUCUUCUUCGCUGCCACACGAAAGACAACACCUGCAGACCUGUCCAGCUACACCUUCCCCAGAGGGGGCACGCGAAUUUUUCCAAACGCAUGGGGGUCCUCCAGCUUCAAGAACUGCAACGCCCUCCGACGAGCGUGUCAUCUUGAACUCCCCGCCUGGAACGGGAACUGAUGCAGGAGCAGCAGGACCGCGUGCUCCUGCUGUGCAGCACUCCAUCGAUUUAGAGAUUCAAUUGCUGCAACAACGCCUC
Molecule: messenger RNA, 759 nt
Organism: Amoebophrya sp. A120
Lineage: Eukaryota; Dinophyceae; Syndiniales; Amoebophryaceae
Source: the annotation of a GenBank genome assembly